Messenger RNA from Dacryopinax primogenitus, 1322 nucleotides. Its product is annotated as LIM-domain-containing protein. The coding region runs from base 1 to 1002 and encodes 333 amino acids. The record is from RefSeq and is a predicted model, not a curated record. Gene Ontology annotation, cellular component: cytoplasm. The transcript has 7 exons. NCBI's taxonomy places the organism in Eukaryota, Fungi, Basidiomycota, Dacrymycetes, Dacrymycetales, Dacrymycetaceae. Gene Ontology annotation, biological process: actin cytoskeleton organization.
AUGUUCGGAGCAUCGACGCUUUGUGCGCGCUGUAAUAAGCCCUGUUACGCCGCGGAGCAAGUAAUGGGCCCCGGCCGAAAGAUCUAUCACAAGCGUUGCUUGACCUGCACCGAGUGCAACAAGCGCUUGGAUUCCCUGCAACUCGUGGAGCACGAUCGUGAACCAUACUGCAAGCCCUGUCACCUGAGACUCUUCGGCACCAGAGAUCUGCGGCACAACAACUUGACGCCCAAUGGAACUCCAGAUUCCCCUCCAAAGUCAACGUUGUCCCCACGAGCCGAUCUCAUAUCCCCUCGUCUGGGGACCCCACGAUUUCGUGGAGUGAGUGAGGAAGAUGAGCUUGACGCACAAAUCACUUCUUCCCCAAUUCCGAGGAGUAGAGCGUUUCAUCCAGCCAAUCCGCUGCCGUCGAUAGACAGUGCCGAGAAUACCCCCGAGCCUAUCAAAUCUGCAGGAUCCCGUCCUUUACCUAUGAUACCUUCUAGGACGGGAGAUCCACCGUCCCCGACAAAGAUGGUGCAUCCAACUUUGACAGGGGAUCUCUCCUUCCGUCCGCCAAGUCCGCCGAUUUCUGCCGGGCUUCAAUCACCAACGAAGCCAGAUCCGGCUGUGCGGCCGACUUCCCCCCCUACUACACCACGUCGACCCAUACCUAUGAGCCCAGGCCGCACCGGCACAUCCAGCUUCCCGCACCUACCACCGCCUGCUUCGAAGCCGCUCUUCCCGAGUGGCACAGGCAGCAGCACACCUGGAUCGCCGGCCAGAUUUGGUGGUGUAAGGGUGGAGUGCCCUCGGUGUGGCAAGGCAGUAUACUUUGCUGAGCAGGUUGUUGCUGCAGGAAAGAAGUGGCACAAGAGCUGCCUGCGAUGUGAAAGCUGCUCGACACAGCUCGACUCGACCAAGCUUACGGAGAGGGACGGUACGCCCUUCUGUCGCGCUUGCUACGCGAAGAACUUCGGGCCCUCUGGUGUAGGAUACGCGCUCCUUGGCAAGCUAGGGUGAACUAGUCAGCAGCUACGCAGUCGACGCACAUCGAUGACGUGGGCGCAUCAGCUGCCGUCCGUUGCUUGUGAAUAUUUUGGAUCUCAUGCGGGAACGGCGACGAGGGAUCGCGACGAUGCGAGAUUUUACGAAGAAGAAGACCCCUGCCGCAGAAGCGUUCGGAGUCUUUAUCAGAUGGACGGUGUCCCCUGCUGUAUCUAUUACUAUUCACGGAAGCUGUCUCAUUAUCUUUGCUUUAUGCAGUUCAUCUUAUUCUUAUUGGCAUCAUACCACAGAAGGGAGGUGCCAACACACGUUUAUAGCCUCUACAGCUGAGCUCC